Messenger RNA from Babjeviella inositovora NRRL Y-12698, 2853 nucleotides. RefSeq names its product ubiquitin-protein ligase. Lineage: Eukaryota; Fungi; Ascomycota; Pichiomycetes; Serinales. Gene Ontology annotation, molecular function: zinc ion binding. The record is from RefSeq and is a predicted model, not a curated record. The transcript has a single exon. Bases 500 to 2791 code for a protein of 763 amino acids.
AAAAAAGGUAUUUACACCAGAACAAUAUAAGUACUCAAAGUCUCGCCGUUGUAGUUAUACCAUCAUUCCAAAGCUAGAACAAGCGGCCAAUCAAAAUACCUGGUUUAUAGAGUAAAAAUAAUUAACUAAACCCAGAUUAUACUGAAGAUUACGGCUAAUUUGGGUUUUGUUAAAUAUGUGUACCUUGCCGUAACCAAGCGCCGUUGACCAGCAGCACUUAUCUUUUAUACACAGGAUUCCCACCCCAUGCCGCAAGGAGUAUGACCGUAUCGGCGCAACUCUUGGUUGCGCGCCUAGCAUUUCUUAGACUCUAGCUUAAGGGUCUCUUCAACACAACUCUCAAGACUAUCCAUUUUGUCAUUAGCUAUCUUCUACACCAUCUAAUUAAUAUACCCGCAUUCUACGCUGUGACCUUCCCCCACAUAGACCAGUAACAUAAACAGCAAUGGAAAUCGAUAGAUCAACCCUACUCUUCAUCAUACUCUUCUUCAUCUUUAUGAUGCCCAAUGAAAACGGAGACCCUCCCACCGCCGAAGAAAAGCACCAUCUACAAACAUACAGACAAGAGGAGCUCGCAGCUCGAUACACGUUGGGGAACUCCACCUACGCCUCGGGGUACGGAAACUUAACGGGGUUCAGGCUCACGUACAAUGAUGUUCGCCACCACCGCAACAUCUCAGACUGGCCGUUUGACACUGCCAAGGAGGAUAAACCGGAUGGCGAGAAGUACCAUGAAGACGAAAAGUGGUCCAUCUUACCCAAUGAGGUCAGCACUAGAGCCAGAGCCGUGUGGACAAAGUUCGAGGGCGACGGGGUGUACGACUGGGAAAGCGGCGAUAAGGUGGCGGACAAGACAUACCUCUUCAAUUUGACAGGAUCACUCAAGGGAUCCUUCACUAAGUACAAUGAAACGUCAUUGUUGGAGGUUCCAAUGCCCCUUCCAGAAUACCUCGUCUCCAACCUUUCUCGGGAGCCAGACUACAUCUUUGAUCCCGAAAAUCCACAGAACCAUCGUGAAAACCUCGGGGGAGCUGGUAAGGAGGACAGUUGGAGAAUACGUCAGGACUACAGACCGGGAAACGUUUCUGACGCUACGGGUGAAGUCUCCUUUAGCAUCCUUAAUGAGGAAACCCCAAAGGAAAUCAGGGAGAUUGCCCAGGACGCCACCUACACUACCCUUACUUUCCACAUCCAGGAUGUUGACGAAUACCACAAGCAUGAUAUUGUUGCCUCGGGGGUUUACUUCCAAGAAACCGGAAAUAUGAUCGCCGUGACCAACUCUGCGAAGUUCUGGGCCGACUACGCUUUCCCCCACUUAGCCUUUAACAAACACUACUUUAGAAAAGCCAGGGAAAUCAUGAUGCACCGUUUCAAUUCCACUAACGCCCGUGUGCUCGACACGAAAUCCAUGAAUGCGAAUAUCGAAGCUGCUGAGAAGUGCGAGUACAUCGCGUACCUCCAUUUCAAACCAGCCAAUCUCACCGCUCAACAAUUGCAAGACAUUGACGAAGAGUUUGUGAGACCGGUGGGGAGACCUGUUCCUGCGAUGCCUGCAAUGGAAAUCUCCCAGGGGGUCCUAUAUUCCCCAGACUGUGGGAUUGUGUUGACCAUUGACGAAUCCAACCUCGUUUCAGGGAUGCGCAAGCCAGUACGUAUCUGUUCCAUUAGAAGAUUGUUGCUCGCAGGGAUCGUGAUUUUAAUGGGCCAGUUAUACCUUUCGAUCCGCCAGAUGAACCACACCAACACCCCCUCGACCAUGUCGCGCUUGUCCUUCUGGACCGUGGGUAUCAUGAACUUGAUCGAUGGCUCCUUGGCCAUGUUAUAUCUCCUUUCGUCAGCCAUGAUCGAGGAAUUGUACCUACCAUUGGUCGUCAGCGCAUUCAUCUCCUUUGCCUUGGCUAGCAUUUUUGAGUUGCGUUACAUGAUCUUGAUCUACAUGACUCAGGUCAACGAGCGGUCAAUUGACAUCAGAACCGCCCUUAGAGGACGAACCGUGGAUGCCCCAGUGGGCACCGCGACUGGAGAAACAGAAACUUUGCUUCCAACCGUCAACCCUCCGGUGCAGCAACAGCCAGUCACACCAGUCAUGCCGGCUGAUGAAACUGCUGUCACCGGAAUCGUCUAUUCUCGGUUCUUCUUUACCCUCAUUGCCUUCUCGUUCCUCAUAUUGAAUGCCUUCUUAUGGAGACGUCCGAUCAGAUACAGCUUUGAGUUCAUCGUGGUGGUGUGUCUCAGCUCCUAUUGGCUCCCUCAGGUGUACCGGAACAUUAUUCGCGGCUCGCGCCGUUCCUUCGCCUGGGAAUUUAUCCUUGGGAGCAGCAUGUUGCGUCUCUUACCCGUUUACUACCUUACCUUAUACAAGGGCAACCCCUUCGGCCACCAUUACGCCCCGAAGCUCGCGGCCACCGUCACCGUCUGGCUCUUGGUCCAGUUGGGAUUGCUUUACUCUCAGGAGAUUUUGGGAGCCAGGUUCUUCCUUCCGGAUAGUUUAUUGCCUAAGGCAUAUGAGUACCACCCGAUCCUAUGUAUGUCCGACUUGGAAAACCAUUCCUUGAUCGGCGAGAUGACUGUGGCGUCCGAUGGCGAGUCGGCGGUGUGCGAUUGCGCGGUCUGUAUGUCUGAGGUUGUAGUACCAAUCAAGAGCGACAGAAACCCUGACGUGGGGAAUAUCGCUAGAACGAAGUACAUGGUGACUCCGUGUCGCCACGUUUUCCACACCGACUGUCUCGAGGGCUGGAUGAAGUACAAGCUUCAAUGUCCUGUUUGCAGAAACGGCUUGCCUCCGUUAUAGACUCGUAACAUAUCGAAUAAAGCAAUAUAAGUAUGUCGUAAAUCAGAGUCUGUAUCUUUUAU